Molecule: messenger RNA, 1342 nt
Organism: Amaranthus tricolor (Joseph's coat)
Lineage: Eukaryota; Viridiplantae; Streptophyta; Magnoliopsida; Caryophyllales; Amaranthaceae
Product: nuclear transcription factor Y subunit C-3-like
Exons: 4
Coding region: 165-932 (255 amino acids)
Biological process (GO): regulation of DNA-templated transcription
Cellular component (GO): nucleus
Molecular function (GO): DNA binding; DNA-binding transcription activator activity, RNA polymerase II-specific; protein heterodimerization activity
Source: RefSeq, a predicted model, not a curated record
UGAAAAAGGAAAAUAGAAGAACAAAUAAAAAAAGGCAAAAGCUAAGGAAACAACAGAGGAAUCAUUUCUAGCAACCCCUUCUUCAAACUUCUGCAAGUACUCCUGUGUUGCUGUACUAGUCGAAGAGAAGUAAGUGGAAAUUCUAUAAUUAUUGUUGAAUCAGAAUGGACCAGCAAGGGCAUGGUCAAGCCCCAGUGGUAGGAGCAGUUGCUGGGGCAGGCCAAGUUCCAUAUGGUGCGGCAUACCCACCUAACCAAGUUACUGGGGCACCCUUAGUUGGUUCUGUAGGUGUGCAUGGUUCUGCACAACCUUCUGGUGCACAAAUGGCCCAGCACCAGCUUGCUUACCAGCAGAUCCAUCACCAACAGCAACAGCAGUUGCAGUCCCAACUCCAGUCUUUCUGGCAGACUCAGUACCAGGAAAUUGAGAAAGUCACUGAUUUUAAGAACCACAGCCUUCCUUUGGCAAGGAUCAAGAAGAUCAUGAAGGCUGACGAGGAUGUCAGGAUGAUCUCUGCUGAGGCUCCAGUGGUGUUUGCUCGGGCAUGUGAAAUGUUCAUACUUGAGUUGACCCUGCGAUCAUGGAACCACACUGAAGAGAACAAGCGGCGGACGUUACAGAAGAAUGACAUUGCAGCAGCAAUCACAAGGACAGACAUCUUUGAUUUUUUGGUCGACAUUGUUCCACGGGAGGACUUGAAGGAUGAUGUGCUUGCGACUCUCCCGAGGGGUGCAGGGAUGCCUGUUCCUGGUCCUGCAGAUACUCUUCCCUACUACUAUAUGCCACCAACACAGAACCCUGCACAGGCCGGAGCUCCAGGUGUGAUGAUGGGUAAUCCUAAUGCGUAUGCCGCACAGCCUCAGCCUUACAUGGGUCAGACAAUGUGGCCUCAGGCUCCACCUCAGCGACAGCAAUCAUCUUCUGAUGCUUAGCAUCUUUUAAUUUAAAAGGCUCAUGGGCAUGGCUAGUGGGCAUUAGGAAGAUGCAAUAGGAUUUGCUGAAGCUGGGUGGGCAUAGAGUGGAAAUUUGAUCAUCUGUGAUACAGUUCAUCUUCUUAUUAACUUAUGUAUUUGGCUAUUAGCCUCUCUUAUGUGAGUUACAUACUAUGAUUGUCAUCAAUAGCUUUGCCGCUAGAGAUUAGUUGGGUCUUUUUGACCGAAUUAGAAUUCAAAAGUAGCACAGAUAAUUUGUUUUUGACUUCUCUGUUAUUGCAUGUCUUAUCAUUGCAAAUGUGUCAAGAGGUGAUCAUGUAUUCACUUUUAUUUCCUCUCACUGUUUUGUGCCUUUUUUAGCUUGGGAUUUAUGUAGGGGAUGUUGAGGGAAGUAAAUAUUAAUGGGAUUA